AUGGCGACCGACAUCACGAAACUGACGAAACCGUCUCCAUUCCUUCAGCCUGGCCCUAGGACGUCAGCCAAUUCCAUCGCAAUUGUGCAGCUCUCUCGCGACAACCUCGUUCCUCUCAUCCUCCAAGAUUCUACCGGUGCGGUCGACGGCUAUGCCGAAGGAGCAGUCCUCAACACACGAUUCGGCUCAUUCCCCCACUCUACCCUGAUUAACGUACCAUGGGGGUCGCAAAUUCGUGCCUCAAUUGUUGACACUGGCUCCAGAGGCCGGAAGCGCAAGAGGAAGGAGGAGGAAACGGACGCAUCAACACCAGCAGCAGGAGAUGAGGCCGAGGCGGAAUCUAUCGCACCGGUUAAGAAGGCGGCCACCGCCGCGAGCGGUUUCGUGCACAUUCUCCAGCCUACCGCCGAACUCUGGACCGCGGGCCUGCCGCACCGAACACAAGUUGUCUACACCCCCGACUACAGUUACGUCCUCCAGCGCAUACGAGCGAGGCCCGGUACCCACCUUAUCGAAGCUGGCGCAGGAAGUGGUAGUUUCACUCACGCUUCGGCGCGUGCGGUAUACAGCGGAUACCCCGAAGACGACUCUCAACGAAAGGGCAAGGUCUUCAGCUUCGAAUUUAACAAGGAUCGCUAUGUGAAGAUGCAGGAAGAGAUCACUGCGCACGGGCUGGAAGGCAUCGUGAAGCUUUCGCAUCGAGACGUUUAUAACGGCGGGUUCCUGGUGGACGGCAAAAGCCCCGAGGCAGAGUCGGUGUUCCUCGAUCUACCCGCGCCCUGGGAGGCCCUCCCCCAUCUGUCACGACGAAAGCCAGCGACAAAGGACACAGAAGGCGAGACACAAGAAUGGGUUUCUCCGUUAAAUCCCAAGAAGUCGGUCUACAUCUGUACCUUUUCGCCCUGCAUCGAGCAGGUACAAAGAACGAUCAAUACAAUGAGACAAUUGGGAUGGGUGGACAUUGACAUGAUUGAAAUCUCCCACAAGAAGUUCAACGUCAUCCGAGACCGUGCCGGGUACAGCCAGCCCGAUCGCGGUAUCGCGGCGAGCGCACGCGACGUGGGCGAGGCAGUCGGCAAGCUUCGCGAGAUCGAGAGAAGAACGAGAGAGUACCACAACCCGGCAGACCCCAACUCGGCAGACGACUCGCCGGCAGGCAACGCCAUGGACGUGGACCAAGCGGGAGAAGCUACAAAUGGCGAUGAAGAAGAAGGACCCUUCGCGGGCAAGCCGUGGCUGCAGGGUCGCAUUAUCCACCGCGCGGAGCCGGAGCUGAAGACGCAUACCUCGUACCUUGUUUUCGCCGUGCUGCCGCGUGAGUGGAGCGAGGAGGAUGAGGCCGCCGUGCUUGCAAAGUGGCCGUGUGGCUCAGAGACUGGUGUUAUUGGAGCCAAGGACAAGGAGACGCGCAAGCAGGAGAAGCGCGAUCUCCUCGCGGGCAAGGGCAAGAGAAGGAAAGGCAAGUCGGGAAAGGCUUAA
This is a messenger RNA of Colletotrichum acutatum, 1479 nucleotides long. Its product is annotated as tRNA methyltransferase complex GCD14 subunit. The record is from RefSeq and is a predicted model, not a curated record. The coding region runs from base 1 to 1479 and encodes 492 amino acids. Gene Ontology annotation, cellular component: nucleus; tRNA (m1A) methyltransferase complex. Lineage: Eukaryota; Fungi; Ascomycota; Sordariomycetes; Glomerellales; Glomerellaceae. The transcript has a single exon. Gene Ontology annotation, biological process: tRNA methylation. Gene Ontology annotation, molecular function: tRNA (adenine(58)-N1)-methyltransferase activity.